Messenger RNA from Sphaeramia orbicularis (orbiculate cardinalfish), 511 nucleotides. RefSeq names its product coiled-coil and C2 domain-containing protein 2A-like. Gene Ontology annotation, cellular component: ciliary transition zone. Gene Ontology annotation, biological process: protein localization to ciliary transition zone; non-motile cilium assembly. NCBI's taxonomy places the organism in Eukaryota, Metazoa, Chordata, Actinopteri, Kurtiformes, Apogonidae. The transcript is spliced from 4 exons. The coding region runs from base 1 to 453 and encodes 150 amino acids. The record is from RefSeq and is a predicted model, not a curated record.
AUGACUGCAACUACUAAAAAGUUAUUCAAUGUCAGCUGCUCCCUGAACAGUGACUUCAGAGUGCACUUUGGUCAGAUUUUCAAUCUCAAGAUAGUUAACUGUCCUCAGAGUAUCUGCUUACAGGUGUAUGAGGAGAUCGGUUCAUCGUGCUCCCUCUUGGCUCAAGUGUUUGUUCCGGUGCCAGAGCCCUCAGUUUUGACAGGCAGUGGUGUCAUUGAGGAAUUUGAGUUCAGCAGCAACCACAGAGUCAUGUUUGACCACGAAGGAGAUGUACCGCUCUCCCUGGAGGCUGAUGGCAGUAACAAACAGAUCCUGCUGACCUCUGGGAAGGUGGUGUGCUGUGUCUCCUGGGCGAUUCAGGAGCUCGAUGUACCACUCGCUCCUCCCGUGUCUCAGCAACCUGGAGGCUUACACAGUCCGUCUGAUAUAUUCAGAAACUUGUGGAUUUUCUGAGAAACGUCUCUUCAAUCUGCCAGAGCCCAAACAUCCACUGACAAAAUAGAGGAAAGAA